Ilex paraguariensis (yerba mate) is the source of this 501-nucleotide messenger RNA. NCBI's taxonomy places the organism in Eukaryota, Viridiplantae, Streptophyta, Magnoliopsida, Aquifoliales, Aquifoliaceae. The record is from the annotation of a GenBank genome assembly.
AUGGACUUUGCAACUGGAAGAGAAGAUGGUACUGAGGAUAUGUUUGUUGAUGGUGGUGGAGCAGAAGAUAUGUAUGUUGCUGGUAAUGAGAAUGGGCAAGUUGCACGGGGAAAUGGCUUCUCAUGCACUGGAACAGGCAGGGGAAGUGGAAGCAGUGGCUUCUUGAAAAACAGAACAGUAAGUGGUUUCUUACAAAAUGGCACGGGUGAGUGGAAGAGGCUUCUUAAAGGCGGUGGGGUAAUGACCUCUGUUGGUGGUGUUGGACAUUCAGGAUGUUCAAUUGGUGUUCUGCGUGAAGGCGGUGGUACUCGGCAGCUUAGGCAAUGGCAGGACAUCACCAGUAGCCCAUGUUUCGAGUCCUCCAAUUGCAAACUAGCAAUCAAACGGUUUCAUGAAGCCCUGCACAAGAUCAUGGUCAAUUGCAUAAUUUUUUGGCAGGACAGGACCGUGGAGACUGCACAGCACAUAUUCUCCAAACCCGAUUUUUUUAGCAAAGCAUAA